This is a messenger RNA of Carassius auratus (goldfish), 634 nucleotides long. Its product is annotated as tryptophan 5-hydroxylase-like. Gene Ontology annotation, cellular component: neuron projection. Bases 47 to 634 code for a protein of 195 amino acids. NCBI's taxonomy places the organism in Eukaryota, Metazoa, Chordata, Actinopteri, Cypriniformes, Cyprinidae. Gene Ontology annotation, molecular function: iron ion binding; tryptophan 5-monooxygenase activity. The transcript is spliced from 5 exons. Gene Ontology annotation, biological process: aromatic amino acid metabolic process. The record is from RefSeq and is a predicted model, not a curated record.
AGCCCCACUCCUCUCCAUAUUCUACUAUAAAACAGGAGCACCAUCCAUGCUCUCCAACAAGCUUGACGGCCAGCGUCGAGGACGCUCUUUUGACUCCAUCAAUAAGAGGUACGAAGACAAGCAACUCAACAAUGAGCUGAACAAAACUAAUUUUCAUAAGACAGAGGAGAACAAAGACAAGAUAUGUUCCUCCAAGAGAGAACAUGCUGCAAUUGUCUUCUCUCUGAAGAAUGAAGUCGGGGGGCUUGUGAAGGCAUUAAAACUAUUUCAGGACAACCAGGUAAAGCUUUUGCAUAUUGAGUCCCGUAAGUCCCGGCGGCGUAACUCAGAGUUGGAAGUACUGGUGGAUUGUGACAGUGAUCGAGAAACUCUAAAAGAGGUUGUUCAGCUGCUGCGCAAACAAACAAGCAUUAUAACCAUGGACUCACCUGAUAGGUUCUCGACUCCUGCAAACGAUCUUGCUGAGGUGCCUUGGUUCCCCAAGAAGAUCUCAGAUCUGGACAAGAGUGCCUGUCGUGUUCUGAUGUAUGGUUCAGAUUUGGAUGCGGAUCAUCCGGGAUUCAAAGACAACAUUUAUCGUAAGAGAAGGAAAUAUUUUGCUGAUCUUGCCAUGAGUUACAAACAGUACGUUUAA